Molecule: messenger RNA, 1704 nt
Organism: Klebsormidium nitens
Lineage: Eukaryota; Viridiplantae; Streptophyta; Klebsormidiophyceae; Klebsormidiales; Klebsormidiaceae
Source: the annotation of a GenBank genome assembly
CAAGACUCCCAACUUCGCAGUUCUCUUGGAAUUGUCAGAGUCUCUCCCUGCUCCACUUCAAAUUUCCCUGUGCCUUCUGCCGCUGGGGAAGAGCCGCAUCUUCAGCUGAGGUCUUGCAAGUUUUCGGGGGGCUGAGACGGGUGAUUCUCAGAAUAUGGCUCUCUCGCAGUGGUCCUCAAGUGCAUCUGCGCACUCCUCAGCAUUGCUCCAGCUGAGGACAAGGUCGCACGCGGAGGCGAGCUGCUCGAUGGUGGCGGCGACGAGAAGCUGCAGUUGUCCCGUUCUCUCUUCUAGACUUUCUGGAACAACUGUUCCGUCCAGACAGGAAGGGGUGUUCCAAAAGCUGCCAUGUAGAUCAAGCAAUUCGAACACUCUUUUACACACCAGCUUCCUUGGCGAAAAAAUAAUCUCAACAAGACAAAACGCCUGCAGCAGCAUUGAUACAAAUCAGCCGCUUCGUCGAAAUCAUUCCCCGUCAAGAGGGUAUUCACACCACUCCAAGAUCUCCGCCUCAGCUUCUACCACCCUCCCCACAAUCUCUCUCCGCAAUUACAGCCCCGAGCCCUUUGUGCGCAUCAGCGAGUGCCUCGUCCUUUCUCCCACGGCGGCCAACCCCAGAACCCAGAACCCCAAACCCCGUGGCAUCAUUGCAUUCUUUGGCGGGGCAUUCGUCGGCGCGGUGCCAGAUUUCACAUACAGGUUUCUGCUAACCCAGCUGGCAGCUGCGGGUUAUCUGGUAGUCGCGGUGCCCUACCAGCUAACCUUUGACCAUAAGCAGGCAGCCGAGAUUGUAGAGCGCAAGUUCCAGAAUUGUCUGGAGACGUUGUACGUGCAAGGGGGCCUGGGACUUGCGGGAGUACCGGGGUCGACGGGGUCAGAGUUGAAGGAACUGCCGUUGUUUGGCAUGGGCCACAGCAAUGGAGCUCUGCUCCACAUGCUGACCAACAGUUUAUAUGCGGAAGGGGUCCGUCCAAAAGCAAACGUCAUCAUGUCAUUCAACAACAAGCCCGCGAGCGAGGCUGUGCCCUACUUCGACCAGGUCGGUCCCGCCGUCGCCCAGUUGGCGCCGGUCCUCCGGGGAUCCCCCUUCCAGGGCCUCGCAGAGGCUUUCGCCUCUGAAGCCACCCGGUUUGCGGCCUCGACCGACCUCCCAAUUCCGGGGCUCCCUCGGGAGAACCUCGGUCCACUCCUCGAAAUCGCGCAGCAGAUCGCGCCCGUGAUUGGGCAGAUUACCGACGGGGUCUCGGAAUUUCGGCCGACGCCGAACGAGACGCGGGCGAUUGCGGCGGGUGGUUACUAUGUGCCGUCUACCCUGCUGAUAAAGUUUACGGACGAUGGGAUAGACGAGACCGAGACCCUGGCCGCCGCGAUUCGGACGGGGGUCCAAAGCCGGGGGGGCGCUCUGCGGAUCCAGGACUUGACGGGGAACCACGUGACCCCCCUGAUCCAAGAAGUGAAGUGGGAGAUCGGAAAUGUGUACACUCCUCUCGAUGCGGUUAGGCAGACGGUGCAGACUGCGGCGUUGGCUGAUACCCGGCGGUUAGUGUCGGCUAUUGUGUCCUUUCUCGACAGCAAUAUUUAGAUCUCAACCAAGUUUUCCUUCACGAUUCCAUUUCGCAUCCGUCACAUCCAUCUCCCAUGUGCUCGCGAAUAGGGAUUAUGGCCAUCGGUUGGAAUCUACGGAUGCAACGGGGGCGGCCGCCG